CCAAAAACACCGACCGACCCCACGCUUCGGCUCCAACAGAGAGAGGGGGCAGCGGGAGGAGGAAGAUAACAAAAAACCCGCCGCGGUGCAUUAUCCGCUCUAGGGUUUUUGAGUAUAUUCUCUGUCGGUACUCUCUCUCUCUCUCUCUCUAUCUCUUCCCGAGGCAAUGGCAGUUAUCUCUAUCUGCGCCUUUGUUCCUGCGCUCCGCUCCCAGUCGGGUCCCGGUCCGGAGCCGUUCCGGUCUCCCUUCGCUCCGGACCCCCUCUCCCGCCGGCCCGGAGAGAGGACCGCCGGCCGGCGCAGCGGGAGAUCCCGGAGGUUCGUGGCCCUGUCCGCUCACUCCAACCCCAGGAUUCUCAAGGUGAAUCGGAAGUCCAGGUACGGGCGGCCCCUGUCGCCCUUUGAUAGCGACGACGACGACGAGAGUUUGGAGUCCGAUGAGGAUGAGGAUGAGGAUGAGGAGGGUUGGUCGGAUGAGGAUGAAUUUGCAGAAAUAGCAGAAUAUGAAGAGCAGAAUAAAGAUAAGAAAAAGAAAGACAGCCGGAGACACCCAAACCAAGGUGGGAGAUCAGGUUCCCUGAAUUCUAGGCAGCAGAAUGGUCAUAAUGAAUAUAAGAAUCCAGUGAGAAAUGCUGUGAAUACUUUUCCUUCUCCCAACCAUGAAAAGGAAAUUGCUUCCUACGAUGUAAUUGGAAGGGGAAAGCCGGAAGAAAUCAAACCUCGUCAGCACAGUUUUCCUCGACUUUCUGAAGAAAUAGAUUUGGACGAGAGAUGGAUCCCUCUUCUUGAUUACUUGUGCACUUUUGGACUUAAAGAAUCACAUUUUCUUCAAAUGUAUGAGAGACACAUGCCUUCACUGCAAAUAAAUGUUGGCUCUGCAAAGGAGAGGUUGGAUUACUUGUUGAGCAUUGGUGUCAAAAAUCGUGAUGUCAAAAGAAUACUUUUGAGGCAGCCACAGAUUUUACAGUACACAGUGGAGAACAAUUUGAAGUCCCAUGUUGCGUUUUUGACGGGACUGGGCAUACCAAAUUCUCGAAUGGGACAGAUUAUAGCUGCUGCUCCAUCCCUGUUUUCUUAUAGUGUUGAGAAUUCUUUGAAACCCACAGUUCGCUACUUAGUUGAGGAGGUUGGCAUCAAGGAAAAGGACUUAGGUAAAGUGGUACAGCUGAGUCCUCAGAUACUUGUCCAGCGAAUUGACGUCUCAUGGAAUACUCGCUAUUUCUUCCUAUCAAAGGAAUUAGGUGCACCAAGAGACAGUGUAGUGAAGAUGGUAACAAAACAUCCCCAGCUUCUGCAUUACAGUAUUGAUGACGGACUGCUGCCAAGAAUCAAUUUUCUGAGGAGUAUUGGGAUGUGUAACUCUGAGAUCUUAAAAGUUUUGACUAGCCUUACACAGGUGUUAUCUUUGUCGUUGGAAGACAAUCUUAAACCUAAAUACAAGUACUUGAUUAACGAACUUCGCAACGAAGUGCGUGCUUUAACCAAGUACCCAAUGUAUUUGAGUUUGUCUUUGGACCAGAGAAUCCGCCCUCGCCACAGGUUUUUGGUUUCCCUAAAGAAAGCUCCCAAUGGGCCAUUUCCCUUAAGUUAUUUUGUUCCAACAGAUGAGUGUUUCUGCGAGCAGUGGGCUGGGACCAGUUUAGAUAAGUAUCUGGCAUUUCGCCAGAGGCUACUGCUGAAGGAUUUUGCAAAGAAGUAUGAGAAACAAAGAUAGCAUGUUCACGAGAGUAUACUAACAGAGAUAUUGGAAGAACUGAGCGGUCAUGCUCUAACAUGCCCCUUGAACUGCUGAAUUUUGCUGCGCUGUGGAAAGUCUUGGACUACUUACCAGCAGAUUAUCUAAUUUGCAGCUUCUUUGGGCGCUGAUGGGGAAUACAAAUGGGGACAGCAAGACAGUAGUUGAAAAUUUUCCGAUAUGACUUCAGUACAUAUGGCUGAGCGGAAUGAUAGAAACAGGCACACGUGUGGUAAAUGAUCCAAGGCCCCUCAUCUUCGAGAUGUCUCUCUUUCAAGCAGUUGAUUUCUUGAGGUCGGGGCCAUCUUCAGGCAAUUUUGAUGUACGGAUUUUGUCUAAGACAAUAGUCAUGUAGAUAAUUGAAAAUUUUGAGAAAUGUGAUGCAAGUUUGUCACAAGUUCUGCCUUAUAGUGCAAACAUACCUUUCCUAAAUAUUUAACGUUCAAAAUUACAGGGCGUCCUCUUUUGCACGAAAGGUUGCUUUACUGUAACUUGAGUGUAAAUAGUUGUGAAUGUAUACUAUGAAAAGAGGACUGUCGUGCAAGUGCCUUUUA
Eucalyptus grandis is the source of this 2289-nucleotide messenger RNA. Its product is annotated as transcription termination factor MTERF9, chloroplastic. The transcript has 6 exons. The record is from RefSeq and is a predicted model, not a curated record. Gene Ontology annotation, molecular function: double-stranded DNA binding. Bases 167 to 1714 code for a protein of 515 amino acids. Gene Ontology annotation, biological process: regulation of DNA-templated transcription. Lineage: Eukaryota; Viridiplantae; Streptophyta; Magnoliopsida; Myrtales; Myrtaceae.